CGGAGAUUCGGUGAUAGUCAACGUUCACUUCUGCUGAGGUUCUGUCUCGACUUUCUUUGUUACCGAUGAGGCGACUUGGAAGUGCAGUGAGCUCUGCGUUGUCAAACUGGGAAAGCAUCUCGUCGCCAAUCGAUCCCGACAGAAUGGCUAUCAUGGAAAGGUAUAGAAGCAGGCGGACACCAGAGGAAUGCGCAUUGCAGACACCGUUCAACGAGAAUGUUCGUUCUUUGCUGGAUGCUGUCGACACGCUGAGGCAGCUGUCCGUCGCGGAGGAAGGUAUCAAGCUUCCAACUAUAGUUGUUGUCGGGGACCAGUCGAGUGGCAAAAGCAGCGUCCUGGAGUCACUCGCUCAGGUGGACUUACCCCGCGGCCAAGGCGUCGUGACACGAGUGCCUCUAGUCCUGCGGCUUCAAAAUACCUCCGUCACUGAUCAGUCUCACCAGGUAGUUAUUCAGUACGGUGGCAAGAAGCGGGUUAUCGAGGAAGCUGAGAUCUCUGCGGCAGUUGUGGAAGCUACUAUCGAGCUUGCCGGAGACAAGCACAUUGUCAACAAGCCGAUAUCGCUGCACAUAACCAAGCCGGGUGCUCCUGACUUGACAAUGAUCGAUCUUCCUGGCAUUACUAGAGUUCCCGUCCAUGGCCAACCCGAGGACAUCGAGGAGCAGAUAAAGAAGAUCAUACAGGAAUACAUUUCUCCGAAGGAAACAAUUAUCCUCAACGUCAUCUGCUCGACGGUGGAUUUCCCAACUUGCGAAUCGAUUCUCAUGUCAAGGCAGGUUGACAGGGAGGGUGAAAGGACUAUGGCCGUCGUCACCAAAGUGGAUAUGUCGCCGAAGGAUUUGAAGGAGAAGGUGAUGGCGGACGUGGUCGGCAUCGGCUUGGGAUACAUAUGUGUCCGAAACAGGAUAGGUGAUGAAACUCAUGAGGAAGGCAGAGACAGGGAAGCCGAGCUCUUUCGAACUGAUCCCCAUCUCAGAGACUUACCCGAGAGCAUGCUGGGCAUCCGUCAACUUGCGAAGCGGUUGACAGAGUUUCAAGCCGAUAGCUUGCGGAAGAACUUACCGAAACUCGUGGGGAACAUCCGGAGUGCACUGACCGCCGUGAGGAGAGACCUGGAUGCUCUCCCUCAGCGCGUAGCAGACUCCGAGUCGGCGCUGCCUCUGGCCAUGGACUGCUACCAGAGCAUCCGGAGGUCACUCGAGAGGCUUCUCGCUGGUGAUUCUCUACCCGAGUUUCCCGACGACAAGCAGAUGAACUACGCUGCUCGGCUCCACGAGUAUUUCGUCAAGCUCUCCAGCCAGAUCCGUUCUAAUGGAGACGAAGGCUCUUCAAGCUCCGGGUCACAGAGAAAGCUGGAGGAGCUCCUUCACGAGGCCAAAGGCGUGACGCUGCCAAACAUUCUCCAGUCAUCGGUGCUCAAGCAAAUGGUGGCCUACAACGUGAAGGAGUUCCAUGAGCCGAGCAUUGCCACGGUUGACGAGGUUCACAACUACGCAGCCCAGGUGGUGAUGCCAGUGAUCAGCAAGAAAACCGAGGGGUACCCGAAGCACUGCUCAAGAAGAACAUGCAAGGCGUGCUCGAAAAAUCCCAGUCGGCGUGCAAGGAGUUCGUCCAGGACAAGCUCGAGAAGGAGACCACCAUCACCUUCACUCUCAAUCCAAAGUACAUGGAGCUGGUCGAGAAGAAGCAGCUCUUGGCGGUAUCGGAGAUGGAUUCUUGCGAGUUGUCCAAGAACAGGAUGUACUCCAAAUCCUCCAGCUCCAGCUCCACGAUGAGGGAGAUGAAGAACAGCUUGGAUUCGUACAUGGAGGUGAUCAAGAACAGGCUUUGCGACGAGGUUCCAAUGCAUCUGCGGUACUCGCUGGACAAGUCGCUGAUCGGGGAGUUUGAGACGGUGGUGAUGAAGAGCUUUGCGUCGCGGGACAAGUUGAUGGAGCUCAUGGCCGAGGACACGCAGCUCCAGUACAAGCGAGAGAGGCUCCAGAAGAAGCUGGAAGUUCUCGAGGUGUCGAAUCGCACAAUCCUAGCAGCGACCACGAUCUGAUUCGAUCGCCACAGAGAAAGGAAACACGAAUCUAUGUGCUUUACUAAA
Molecule: messenger RNA, 2092 nt
Organism: Selaginella moellendorffii
Lineage: Eukaryota; Viridiplantae; Streptophyta; Lycopodiopsida; Selaginellales; Selaginellaceae
Product: putative dynamin-related protein 4A
Exons: 2
Coding region: 66-1775 (569 amino acids)
Cellular component (GO): cytoplasm; microtubule; membrane
Molecular function (GO): GTPase activity; microtubule binding; GTP binding
Source: RefSeq, a predicted model, not a curated record